Messenger RNA from Paramuricea clavata, 1677 nucleotides. The record is from the annotation of a GenBank genome assembly. NCBI's taxonomy places the organism in Eukaryota, Metazoa, Cnidaria, Anthozoa, Malacalcyonacea, Plexauridae.
AAAGAUCGGUAAAAAUGGCUCUGAUGUUGUGUGCACAGAUAUAGGUAAGAUAUAAUCGUACUAUUUCACGAAAUAGCGCUAUGCUUGCAAAACCAAAUCCGUUGAAAAUCCUAAACUAAACUCUGAAGUAAUGUGUACACGGGAAGGUGGUGUGUCAUAUGGCGAAUUGAGUGUAAUCAGUGUACGUUUUAUAACAUCCCGAAUCUGACACAAAUUAAACUAAACUUAUGGCUGAACGCAACCAAAUUUAAUUAACUAACUUUUUAUACAUAAUUUUACAACAGGGGAAGCGGUGUUUUACGCAGCCAGGAUUUAAUAAGCAAGUUUGUAUCAAGACAUUUUAAGGCCCUUUUCAGCUGGGGACCCGGGUGAACCCCCGCAAUAAGGAAAAUGAUCAUGAAUACUAUCAGACAUUCUAGUGGCGGAUCCAGUGGGGGAUCAAAGCUUAUAUAAAUCUUAAUUCAUGAGGCCGAAGAUUUCCUAACGCUGUGAACAAUGCCAUAAACGUAACAAUGAAGCUUCGGUGUAUACAAGGUGUAUACUGGUUGUAGUGCUGGGUUGAUGCACAUGCGCAUGCGGUAUUUCGAUUUGGUAUUCCGGCGAUUUGUAAAUAUAGAUGCAUGAUUAUGGGAACGUGGCCCUGGAAAAUACUUUGUUUCUAACAUGUUUAUAGCUAUACUUCGAAAACUAUACGUUAAAAUAUAAAUGGGGAGGGGGGGGGGAUGCAUUUGCCCCCAAAAUGGAAUAUGAAUAUCAUUAUCAAUAUUAAACUAGUAAGUGGUAAUUAAAGCAUAUAACCUUGAGUAUAAAAAUGGAAUCACAUGGAGGUGCAGUUGGUGAACCCAGACAUCAUUUCUAUCCCUUCACUUGGAAAUAGGUGAGCGUGGGAAAUGACAUGCAUCUGGGUUUGUGACCAUAGGAGGGGGAAUUCCCUCCCUCUCCCAAAUAAAAAAAGCCCUGGAAUUUGGGGGGUGGAGCUCCCACCCAAGUCCCAAAACGUAAAAUACCCCUGGGAAAACAAUUUUGUAAAUUUAAAAAAUAUUAUUGAACUCCAGAACUCCAAAAUAUAUUAUAAAACUGUUAAAGGGGAAGUCAAGUCCGUUCUGCGCAUCGGUUCUGCGCAUAACAAUAGAGGGCCCUCUGAGGUAAACAUUGCCCAAAUUUUGAAUGUUUCGAAUUUUUCUGAACACAAACUCUAUUUCAUAUUCAUGUAGAAGCAUAACGAACCAAAAUGGUGUUAGAUAUUCAGACAGUACAUCAUAUUUUAAAAAAUACAGCAGUUCAAAAUGCAAACAAACCGUUUGUUUACAUUACGGACUUGACUUCCCCUUUAAAAUAUUUUCUAAAACGUACUUAUAUUAAUCCCUAUAUUACUUCUCCAGAACUACUUUGGGAAUCAUGCACCUAUGUGUUUUAAUCCCAACUUGUCUUCAAACUCUAAUUCUAACCCAUUUUCUUAUUUCGUUUCAUUCAGCUGGCAUCUACAAUCAAUUGCAUAGGGUGAUGAAGGACUCAAAACACGAUAGUGAAAUUUUCAUUUCUGGAAGACGGAAGUACACAAUAGAAAACGACAGUUUCAACCCUGAACAAUUUAGGGCAAAUAAUCCGUCAGUUUUUGUAAAUAAUGUCCCUUUCAGCAGGUUUCUGAAACAAUUGAACGAAAAGCUACGCAAAUGA